CGAGCCUUCGGAAUUCUCCUCCGUUAACCUGUUCGGCGCUCGUAAGACACGCAGGUUAAAGAUAGCAGUCGUGGGGGAGGGAGGCAGCUCUGUGUGGGCUUCAUGACAUCAAACUGCUAAGUGGUGUGGGCUUUUUCUCUCUCUGAGCUCCAAAAUCCGAGUGUCUGGCAUCAAGGAUAGUUGUGAGCACUGGCUCCGCUUUGCUGGUUACUCUGCGGAUUGUAUCUGUCUCCCCCCCCCCCCCCAUAUCAAUAUUUAAUGCCCUUCUCCUCAGAGCAGUGAGAUAAUGCAAUGAGGGCGGAAGCAGCGAGUGAGACGCACAUUGUCGCAGCCGACUGAGCCGGGAAGGAGCCGCCGGUACAUGCCGUUCCCCGAGCCCUCUGUAUAAUAAAGCAUGUCCUCCUCAGCCCACGGGGCCGCCAUCUCCGUCCUCGGAAGGGCAGUCGGGGAGGAGGACGCGGGAGGAUGAGGGGAGACAGCCGGCCGGAGCAGAGGAGGAGGAGGCGGAGGAAAAGAAGAAGAAGAGGGGUGCGAGAGAGAGAGGCAGGCGUAGAGGCCGGCGCGGAGGAUGAAGUGGGGAGUGAGGGGAGCCUGCGCCCUGCUCUCUAGCUGUCUCCUGCUCGCUUGUGCCCUGAGCGCGGCCGCCGUGGGCCUCAAGUGCUUCACUCUGGGUUCUGAACUGAGGGGGGAACCGUUCCGCCUGGGCACGGCCGCCGGCGCAUUCUACUCUGGGCUGCUGCUCUCCGCCGGCCUCUCCCUCUUGGGCUCCGCCCUUAUCUGCUGCCGGGAGGACGAGUCUGGGGAGAGCCGCGCGGGAAGCCAGAACUUUCUGCUCCUCGGGGUGCUGGUGUUCAUGCUGGGGGUGCUGAGCGCCUUCGCUGGGGCGGUGAUAGACGGGGACGCUGUGUCAUUGGUGGAGAGGAAGUACUCGCACUACUGCCUGCAGGAGGGGGUCGGCAGCCCCGCCACUAAGUGCCAGAAAUUAAAGGAUUACCAGCGGGGCUUGGUCAUCUCCACCAUUUUUAACUCCCUGGAGUGUCUGCUGGGGCUGCUCAACCUGCUGCUCGUCAAGAACUACAAGUCCGCUCAGCAGCGCAGGCGGCGCAGGAGGAGGAGAUGUGGCGGGAGGAGGCGCUUUCAGAGCCAGGGCUCCAUCUUGACCAACGACGAGCACGACUACUUACCCUUUCAGUCCGUCUCCUACAUCAACGUGGGGGUCUUUCAACUGUUUGACGAGGCCGGGGUUGAGGUGCAUUGUGGGGGACAUCCUUCCAUAGAGUUGCCUGGUUACUCCCCCAUGGACCCUGAUUUGAGCCCGUCCUACCCCUACUGCUACCCUCUGCCUAAUGAGCAGCCCCCUCCCUAUGAUGAGAUCUAUCCCACCACAGAAAUGUGCAGCAGCACCGCCACCACCACCACCACAUAACUACUGUGUGAGGAGCAGCCUGUGCACCCCCCAAUAACUUCUGUACAGGGGCCCAGCUCCCACUGCUCUAUGAUCUGCACUGACAAUCAAUGGAAAUGGGACAGGGACGUUGCAAUUGGUGACCAUUUACAUGAUGUAUUCCGAUAUAAGCGCAAAUAUUAUUGCACAAUGCUCCUGACCAAUGUAUGUGCUUGGGUUGAAAGGCCAAAUAUGCUGCAAGUUGCUUGUGUGUGAGUGACAGGUGUCUGAAAAAAUAUGCACUGUAAUCACUUUUUCAUUUGCCCGGGGGGAGUGCUCAAUGCUAGUAUAAGGCGCCUUCAUUUUCAACAAAUGUCCAAGCUGAUGCCUUUUUGCUGUUGUUUGCGCCACAACCGCUAGAUUGUUAAAGGAAGUCUGGGAGCGCUGGCAAUCACAACUAAACAACAGCUAGAAGGCUGCUACAUAGGACACCCUUACAGUAGAAUUAUGUUCCCAUGGACAAGAACCCAUACUCAUCCCCCCCACCCCAAGAAAAGCAGCCCGUUUUAAUUUCUGAUUUAUAUACACGGACCAUGGAUUAAUCAGUAAUUGUCCUCCUCUUCACAUUCAUUUUGUCGUGCCAGUGUAAAACGAAAUUUUGCUAUUUGUCACUAUUGCCAUGGUUACCGUAUCUAGCUGUAAAACGAUUAUGUCAGUUGAAAAAGGCUUUUUUAUUUUCUUCCACAUCUGAUGGAGAUUACUCAUCUUUAUCGAAUCUCCGAGAUGGUAUCGGUGAGGGCUUCUGAUACUGUCAAUCCUCCUAUCAUUCUUUUUUCUCUCUCCUGUUAAUAAAUCAUGAAAUAAUUGUUUUAUAGCUUAAGAAUGUAAGCAAGCUGACUGCCACAAAUGGGAUUUGAUGCAAGGAACGAGAACCGCACAAAGCUCCACGGGUACCAAACACAUGAGAGAUCUGGUUCCCUUAAACUCUAUUUUUUUCACAGUCCAUAUAGGACUUCUGAAGCAGUGUCAAGUGACAAGUAGCAUGCCCAUUGGGAAUCUGUAUAAUGGAUUCAGCCUCUUGGGGGGGGGGGCUUCAGUUUACAGCCUUGGGAAUUUUAUAUUGACACAAGAUUUUUGGUUUUAUCCUCUUUAUUUUAAGAUGUAAAAGCUGCACUUUUAAAUGAAAACCUAAUACUAUAUUACUUUUUUUUUUUUUUUUUUUACACUUGAGGUGCCUGCCUGGUAAAUACAUAUGGUAAGAGCUUCUACAUUAGGAUUCGGUGAGGUAUUUCACGAAGGAUUCGGGGAUUCGGCUGAAUCCCAAAAAGUGGAUUCCUUGCAUCUAUAUAUAUAUAUAUAUAU
Xenopus laevis (African clawed frog) is the source of this 2746-nucleotide messenger RNA. RefSeq names its product transmembrane protein 271-like (gene tmem271.S). The transcript has a single exon. Bases 569 to 1426 code for a protein of 285 amino acids. Lineage: Eukaryota; Metazoa; Chordata; Amphibia; Anura; Pipidae. The record is from RefSeq and is a predicted model, not a curated record.